AUGAAACCAUCUAAUCGUAAUAUAAAUUCAUUAUAUAAACAAACUAAUCAAAAUAUUGAAAGUAUAUCUAUGAUUAAUCAACCAAAUAGACCAUAUAUAAAAAUUUAUGAUCCAGAUCAUAAUGAUCCAAAUUAUUUACCACCACCACCACCAACACCACCACCAACAACAACAAUAAUAACGCAAAAUUUAAUCAAUAAUACAGAAUUGAUCAAUCAAAAUAAAGAAAAUCAAUUGAAAGAAGAAAUUUAUACAAAAACAUCUAUGAGAGAUCGUAUAGUAAAUUUAAUUAUGUCAAAAUAUCGAAGUUAUGAACGUCCACCAGAUGGUGGUAAUGCAACUAUAGUAACAGUUAAUAUGAAAGUAUUAGCUAUAUUUUCAAUUGAUGUACGUACAAUGGAUUAUUAUAUAGAUUUAUUAUUAAGACAAGUAUGGCGUGAUCGUCGUUUAUCAUGGUAUGAUAUACCAGAAUUUUCAAAAUUUAAUGAACCAUUAGUAUCACCAAAAUUAAAAGAACAAUUAUGGUUACCAGAUUUAUUUUUUCGUAAUGGUAAAGAUGGUUAUUUACAUAAAUUAACAUUACCAAAUUAUUUAUUACGUGUACAUCCAAAUGGUAAUGUAUUAUAUAGUCAAAAAAUAACGAUGAGAUUUUCAUGUCAAAUGCAUUUACAAACAUUUCCAAUGGAUAAUCAACAUUGUCAUAUUAAUAUUGGUAGUUAUGGUUAUACAUUAAAUGAAUUAAAAUUUGUAUGGAAUCAUAAUAAACCAGUUGAAUUAGCUGAAAAAUUACAAUUAUCUGAAUUUGAAACACCAAAACAAUUUAUUACAAAUGAUUGUUCAUCUGGUUAUUCUACAUCAACCGGACAAUAUACAUGUUUAAAUGCAACAUUUGAAUUACAAAGACAAUUAGGUAGUUAUUUAGCAACAACUUAUAUACCAAAUGUAUUAAUUAUUAUGGUAUCAUGGUUAAGUUUUUGGGUUAAUGUUGAUUCAGCACCAGCACGUGUACCAUUAGGUUUAUUAAGUUUACUUGGUAUAUUAACACAAGCUAUAAGUGUAUCAUCAACAUUACCACGUGUAUCAUAUAUUAAAGCAAUAGAUAUAUGGAUGAUAUUUUCUAUUAUAUUUGUUAUUGGUGUAUUAGUUGAAUAUGCUAUAGCAUUAACUAUAUUAAGACGUAAACAAUCUGAAACAUGGCAUGAAGAUGUUAAAGAGAUAGUACGUGAAGAAUUAGCUAGAUGGUGUGCUAUAUGUCAACAACAACAAUUAAUACAAUUACAAAAUUCAAAUCAAUUAAUUAAAGGACAAUUAGAAUUUCGUGAAGAAUUAGAACAUUUAUUAACUAAUCAAUUUAUUGAUGAUUAUAAAGAUAAAACGAAACCAAAACGACCACCUGGUUUAAUUGAAUCAGAAAUUGAUACAUAUAGUAGAUUUUUAUUUCCAGCAUGUUUUGUAUUAUAUAAUUGUUUUUAUUGGUGUUAUUUUUUAAUUAUUGUUAAUCAAAUUUAAUCAUGAUCAAUUAUUGAUUGUUUGUCGAUUAAUCGAUCGAUCGAUCAAUCAAUCAAUCAGUCGAUUCCUCUUUAUGUUUGUUCUUGAUAUAUGUUACUACUCCUGAUUCAUCAAGAUCAAUCAUUUGUUGCUUAUCGAUCAAUCAAUCAAUCAAUUCCUUCUUAUGUUCUUUCUUCAUAUAUGUUGCUAUUGAGAUAUUUGAAACUUUUCAACUCUUAUAGAGUUUAACAAUCAAAUAUAAUGAAUUCGAUGUUAUGCAUGCAAAAAUCGAUCAAUUAUUCAUUUUAUAUCAAUCGAUCGAUCAAUUAUUCAAUCCAUCCCCCCGUUAUCUUCUUUCUUAUUUUGAAACAUCUUGUUGUUAUGAUUAUAAUGUGUGUGUGUUUUUUGUUUUGUUUUUCUAAAUGGAAACAAUUCUGUUGUUAAUUAAAUUUAAUCAAGAUUAAUCACUGAUUGUUAAUCGAUUAAUCAAUCAAUCAAUCAAUCAAUCAAUUAAUGCAUUUGUAAUGAUCUUAUGCAUGUAAAAAAUCGAUUACUUAUUUCUUCUUUCUUAAUCGAUCGAUCAAUUCCGUCUUAUCUUCUUUCUCGAUAAAUGUUACUACUCAAAUACGUAAAAUUUUCUAUCUUUGUUAUAGUUUCUCAAUCAAAUAUAAUGAAGUUGAUGUUAUGAUCCAUUAUUAAUGUAUUUGACGUUAUCUUAAUCAUACAAAAAUCGAUCACUUAUUCAUUCUUUAUCAAUUGAUCGAUCAAUUAAUUAAUCCAUCCCCCCGUUAUCUUCUUUUUUUUUUUACUUUUAAACAUCUUGUUGUUAUGGUUAUUGUUGUGUUUUUUUUUGUUUUUCUAAAUGGAAACAAUUCUGUUGUUUAGCUUUUAGAUGAAUUAUACAAUUUGAAUAGAAUUCAUUGAAUGACUAUCAUGAUCAUGAUCAUCAUCAUCAUCAUUAUCAUUAUCAUUAUCAUCACCAUCAUCUAUUACAUAAUCAACAAUAUACUAUGAGAAUACACAUUUUCCAAAUAAAAACAAAUACAUUCAAAAUUCAUUUGUAUACUUAAUUAUGAUCAUCUUUAUGUGUAAUUUCAUUGGGAAGAUUACCAUUCAUUACCAUUCGUACCAUUAGUACCAUUAUUAUUAUUAGUAUUACUAAUACUACCAAUAUAACCAUACUCAACUAAAUAAACAAACAUGGAUGCAUUUAGUAAACAUUAACUGAAUAAUAUUCAAUAGUUCAUAUCAACCCCUUUCAUUGAUGUCAUUCAAUAAAGUAUUAUUAUCAUUCAUCAUUAUAACUUGGUUCAAUG
Schistosoma haematobium is the source of this 2804-nucleotide messenger RNA. Its product is annotated as Glycine receptor subunit alpha-2. NCBI's taxonomy places the organism in Eukaryota, Metazoa, Platyhelminthes, Trematoda, Strigeidida, Schistosomatidae. Gene Ontology annotation, biological process: chloride transmembrane transport; regulation of membrane potential; nervous system process. The transcript has a single exon. Gene Ontology annotation, cellular component: neuron projection; synapse; membrane. The coding region runs from base 1 to 1509 and encodes 502 amino acids. Gene Ontology annotation, molecular function: chloride channel activity; extracellular ligand-gated monoatomic ion channel activity; neurotransmitter receptor activity. The record is from RefSeq and is a predicted model, not a curated record.